UCGGUAGCGUAUGAUCUUCAUUCUCAUUCUCUCGGAAAAGCGUCUUAAAGCGCCCGGAUGCUGAUCGUUAACGACCGUUUCAGCCUCUCGAUAUAAACCAAGCAGCCCUCGGGAGUUUCGACGCCUUUCCGUGAUGAAUUUUCCCCUCCGUCACAAAUUCGGGCGGACCGAAGCGCUGCCGGAAAACCAUUAGCUCGUUUUUGCGCGUGUAUGCGUGUAAACGUGAACGUGUGUCCAACCGAACCCGGUCCGGAUCAUGAACGCGCCGCUGUGUCGCGUGCCUUGUUGAAGCGGCGGGCCGCACGGGCUGAAAACAGCGCGAGUCUCGCGCUUCUCUUGGUGUUAGCCUGAUCGCUGCUAACGGGCCUUAAAAACCAUCCCGGUCGGAUCUACACGGUCCGAUCUCAACAUCUGUCCGGGCUUUAACAGGAUCCCGAGGAGGACGCGAGCAUGGCCGCCCGAUUGACCGCAGAAGAGGAGCAGGCAACUAAGCAGUUUUUGGAAGAGAUCAAUAAAUGGACAUCCCAACAUGGUGUCACGCCGUUAUCCUGGGACGUGGCGGUAAAGUUUCUAAUGGCCCGCAAAUUCGAUGUCCUGCGAGCAAUUGAGCUUUUCCACAGCUACAGGGAGACUCGGUUGAGGGAAGGAAUCGUCAAACUUCAGCCUCACGAGGAGCCUUUACGCUCCGAGCUGCUUAGUGGAAAGUUCACCGUUCUGGGUGUCCGUGACCCGUCUGGAGCAUCCAUCGCCCUGUACACAGCUAAACUGCACCAUCCCAGCAAAACAGGAAAUCAUGUGGUUUUGCAGGCCUUGUUUUACUUGCUGGACCGAGCCGUGGAGAGUUUUGAGACUCAGAGAAAUGGACUGGUUUUCAUUUAUGACAUGGCUGGAUCCAACUACACAAACUUCGAACUGGAUUUGAGUAAAAAGAUCCUUAAUCUACUCAAGGGCGCAUUUCCAGCACGUCUGAAGAAAGUGCUCAUUGUCGGAGCUCCUGUGUGGUUCCGAGUGCCGUAUAACCUACUGAGCCUCUUACUUAAGGAGAAAUUGAGAGAACGGGUUCAGAUGGUGAAGAUGGCCGACCUGCGACAGCAUCUGCCCAGAGACUGUUUACCUGAACACCUGGGUGGCUGUCUGCCUCUGGACGUGCACAGCUGGAACAUGCAGCUGCUGUCUGAGCAGAACGGCCGCGUGGAUCCCGUGGAUGAGCUGGUGGGGAUCCCGCUGGAGAACGUCUCCAUACACACCCCUGGACCUGACGGGAUGGGUCUGCCCGAGCUCAUGGCCCACCUGAACCGGGCUCAGCGCAGCGGUAUCUACAUGGAGUACGAAGAGAUCCGCAGAGAGCAGCCGCCGGGAACUUUCUCCUGUUCGAUGGCCGCUCACAACCAGGAGCGAAAUCGCUAUGGCGACGUGCUGUGUCUCGAUCAAACACGUGUGCGACUCAAAGCGAGACGAAAUGAGAGAUCAGACUACAUAAACGCCAGCUUUAUGGACGGAUACAAGCAGAAGAAUGCGUAUAUUGGGACUCAGGGAGCACUGGAGAAAACGUACGGAGAUUUCUGGAGAAUGGUUUGGGAGCAAAAUGUGCUUGUUAUCGUCAUGACAACAAGGACGGAAGAGGGCGGCCGGAGGAAGUGUGGACAGUACUGGCCUCUGGAGGAGUGCGGUCAGGAGGUCUAUGGACACAUCGCUGUGGUCAAUCACAGAGUGGACAACCACGCCCAUUACAACCAAACCACACUGGAACUACACAACACAGAGACGUUUGAACAGAGACAGGUGACUCAUUUCCAGUUCCUCAGCUGGCCUGAUUACGGGGUGCCGUCCUCCGCGGUGUCUCUCAUCGAGUUCCUGGGAGCCGUGAAGCAUCAGCAGCAAUGGGCGGUCCAGGCUCUCGGGUCACAGUGGAGGGGUCAUCCACUUGGGCCGCCCAUGGUGGUCCACUGCAGCGCUGGCAUUGGGAGAACCGGUACAUUUUGUGCAUUGGACAUCUGUCUGUCCCAACUGCAGGACGUUGGGACCCUUAACGUCUGUCAGACGGUCCGGCGGAUGAGAUCGCAGCGUGCCUUUAGCAUUCAAACACCUGAGCAGUACUAUUUCUGCCACACCGCAAUUCUCGAGCAUGUCCAGAGACAGGGCCUGCUCUCUGCCAAUCAUUGAGCAGCAUGACCAACUCUUAGCCAAUCAGAGGUGUGAAGGGCCAAUCUCAGCCAAUCAGUAAGAGAAUCGAAUCUUAUGAUGUGGUUGGUCAGUGAUUUUCUUCCAGGAUAUAUUUGCCUCAACAGCUUGUUUUAUUAUUACUGAUCGACACCAGUUAUUUCAAUAUUAUCCUGAUGGUUGGCAGCCUAAAUAGUUACCAUAAGUGAGUGGUCCACCUGUUCUAUAAAGUGUCUGUAAUGUUGCAGGUUUGUCUGUGAAUGUUGUCAAAGUUCAGAUAUUUCACACAAAUAUGCUGCACUCGAAUAUUAUUUGGGACAAUGAUGCAACUGAAGUUCCAAGACUUUACUUCAGAUCAUUUACUGUAAUGAUUAAACAAGAGAAAACUUGACAUUUGUUUAAAAAAAUACUUUUUGCACAUAGCUCAUAGUGCAAGCUGGUGUUUUGUGUCGUUUUGCCACAGACCAAUGAUUCAUUCUUAUAAUGGCGCCUCAGACCAAUAAUCCAUCCUUCCACUUUUUCAAAGUUUUUUUUUUGGUUAUUUACUCUUCUUUAUAUCAUUUUAAACCUGUCAGGUUUUCUGUACUUUAUGCAACGGGUGAAGUUAAGCAGAUAUAUAAUGUGUGCUCUUUUCAUGCAGUUAAAGUGAAUUUGGACAGAUGCUGAAUGGCAGUUGGACAUGAAGGAAAAUUCUAGGUUAAGGAUUUGUCGCUUUAAAAGAUUGAAAAUUUGAUUAAACUACAAUCGUGGUAACAAAAAUAAUAUUUACAUAGUUUUUAAAUCGUGUAUUAAAUGCUUAUGCACAUGCCCCAUAAAUUCCCAAUGUAGGUCUCAUAUUGUAACCUUGAUGUUUUUUUAUCAAAAACAUUUUUUUUUGGUGAUAGUUUAAAGUAUUUUUAUCAUAAACAUUAUGCCAUAAAUGUAAUUUAACUUUAUUUCAGCCUGAGAUUUUGUAUGGCGUUAGACUAUGGAAUAUAGCUAACAAAUACACUUUUUAUUUGCCUUUUUGGAGCUGGCUAGUGUCUGUCCAUAUUCAAUUUCAUAUGAAGAGCAGUGUCUUUUCCUUGACAAGCGUUUAGUUUUUUUAGUUCUGCUUAUUUUUGAGAUUUACUUAUGUGUCCAGUCCAGUGCAUUAUUCUAGACACUCUAGAGUUUAUUUAUAUGCUGAAAUUGACUUAAGACUGAAUAAUUUCUUGAUGCCUCUGUAGUUUGUACGACUUGUGCAGUUAAAUGAAACGGAUGACUAAUAACAAAAUUCUGAUGGUGUGGAUGGCUGGACGUGAAAAGUUCUUCACCAACUCUUGCAGCGUCAUCGGAUCUGUGAACCUCCACACUUCAAUGAUGUAUUCUUUAUUUAGUGGGACGACAAAUUGAGUCAUUUUCAUUUUGUAAUAUUUUUGUCUAUAUUGUACUAAUAACAUGUUUAAAAUUAUAUCUAAGUGCAUUUAGAAUCGCUUUUUAUUCUGUUGUGGAGUUAAAGAGUCGUUGCUACCGAAUUCAUAUUGAAUUUGCUUGUAAACACACUCCAAAUGAUUUCAGGAUCUGCAGUCCUGCCUCCAUGGGCACAAAAUGUGACCAGUUGUAUUUUUCUAUUAUAUUCAAGUUGUAUGUCCUUAUUACUCUCAAAUAUAUAUGUAAAUUAUAUUUUCAUUUAUAUCCGAUUUUUCUUUUUAUGGGAUUUAACUAACCUAAAAAUGCCAAGCUUGUGACAUUAAUGUGUUUGCAGCAGUUUUGUUGUAGUGAUAAAAAGAGCCUUAUUCCACACAUGUGGAUCGAUUCAAAGUUUGUGCAAGGACUGUCUGCACAUUUCUGCUGCCUUUGUGUAUGUCUGUCUCCCAAAAAAAUAAACUGUCAAACUGUAAUGUCAUUUAGCAAAAUCUUGUUUAUUAAAUGAAAGAAUCAUUUA
This is a messenger RNA of Triplophysa dalaica, 4066 nucleotides long. RefSeq names its product protein tyrosine phosphatase non-receptor type 9a (gene ptpn9a). Gene Ontology annotation, molecular function: protein tyrosine phosphatase activity. Gene Ontology annotation, biological process: protein dephosphorylation. NCBI's taxonomy places the organism in Eukaryota, Metazoa, Chordata, Actinopteri, Cypriniformes, Nemacheilidae. The record is from RefSeq and is a predicted model, not a curated record. The transcript has 13 exons. Bases 451 to 2163 code for a protein of 570 amino acids.